GACACGGAAUCCCACUGGCACAGAGUCUUCCGUACUUUCACCCAAUAUUCGCCGCAUGCGAGCGUAGAACAUGAUAUUGUGUCUGCUUUUCUUGUCUUUAAAAACUAAUCAAGUUAGGUAGACGGAUACCAACUUUUUUUGCAGGGAUGUUAAGUUUAGCGGGCAAUUGUCGUGAAACCCAGGUUGAAGCUGUACCUGUCUGAAUAUAGGUACUUUGCAACAUUGACGGCACAGGAUUUCAGCAGAGUGCGGUCCACAUUGAAAGUAUGAUCGCGUGGUACCCGCGAUCCAAGGCUGCUGUCAGCCUCUUUCAUGGUGGCUUGAAUUGUUUGCCCGGCCAUUCUGCUCAACAUCUUCCCCUUACCGUCCGUAUACCAUCUUCAUAAUUCUGCAUUUAUACAGGUGGUCACUAUGCGAGUCAUGAACUUCAACGUUGGCUCGGAUAGGACCUCUUCGCCCUCCUCGUUUACCUCUACUUCGAGACCAUCAUCACCUGCGCUCUCCGUAGAGGACUUCCUCUCUUCCAUGGCUUCUCCUUCGGAUGUGCGGGUCACGCCCGAUGAAGUAUCGUCCGCCGUCUCCUCCGGAACAGUUUCCCCCCAAAAGCUCUUCAUGCAGCCCGAUCCAUACCUGGUCCCCGCCGGUCAUACAGUUCGCUAUGCUCAGUCGCAUCCGGACGAUGCAUUUAGUCUUGCUCAAGCGCAGAUGCAGAGAGCGAUGAUGCUUCAAGCUCUGGCGGCCCAAGCUGGUCACCCUCCCCAAACCUUUCCUAUACCCCCGACGCUGUCCAUGCCCAUCUUGUCAAACCCUCUUCUCGAUCAGCGUGCUGGAAUUAUGGCGUUUCCAACCUCCGGCUCGAGAAAAUCUGUUAGAGCAUUAAUGCGCAAGGAGGGCCAUCCAAGAAUUCGAGUUGAGCAAGCAUGCGAGAAAUGUCGUAAGAGAAAAGUCAAAUGCACAGGUGCUCGUCCUACUUGCGCUCGUUGUGAUAAUAGAGGAAUCACUUGCGUAUAUGCGCCGGAGAAAGAGACUGCGUCCUUCAGGUCGUUACGUGGCGUGGAGAAGUCUCGCAUGUCACGGUCUAAUCGAUCUCCGCUUUACCACACAGGCGUUGGACUUGCAGGGCUUCAACAUGCUCAGUACUUCGACUCUGUACAUGCACUCGCUGCCGCACAGUAUUUUGCAUACUCAGGCUCGCCGGGGACUGUACUACCCAAUAUCGCGGUUGCUUCCGAAGAGUCCCUGCAAACUCCAAUGCCUCUUCAGCGACCGACGGGCGGCUCUCGUGGAGGAUCACUUUUGAAUUUACUGAAUCCCAUGCCGCUUCCGCCGGGCCUCGCCAUGAUGAUGAACAACACUGGAGGCACUACGAGUGCUGCUAGUAUGCAAUUUCAUGGCGGACCAAACGACCCAGCACCUCAUCAGCCUCUGGACGCUUCCUCGUUUGCCACAAGUGACAGUCAGCCUCCCCUUUUCAUGACUGUCGGUAAUUCGAUGAGUUCUUCGUCUUCGUCUCCUCCUGUUUCUGUCAGAUCCUCUCCAGCUGUUUGGCCUGCCGAACCGCCUCUCCUUUCUGCUACGAACUCCCUUUCAAUAUCUCGUUUGUCGUCGUCUUCGCUAUCCGAGUCAGUGUCCUCUUCCAUUGGCGAACAUCAAGGUGUUGGCCUGGAACAACCAGCACCCCAGACUGGCAUAAACGGUGACAUGAUUUGGAUGGAGAGCAGAAGCAACGUGAGCUCCGAUAGCGAUAACUCUUCGCUGGUCGCAAUUUCCGAGGUUCAACAUGGAUCAGAGUCCAACACAUCCAACGAAUCCUUCAGCUUUGCGCCUUUUUCGGCGGUCUCAAGCGCGUCCAACCUCUCCUCCGCAUCGUCACUUGCAGCCUAUCCGCCAUCCUCAAAUCCUGGCUCUACUGAUUCAUCAUUUAGUAGCUCUGUUGCAACCAGCUCCUACUCCUCAGAACCUCCGGCCAACGUAUCAACGACAAGCGCUGCCGAGUUGGAAGCCUUACUCGCGAAUCUUCUUACCCACAGCAAUGAGUCGGACGUGGCUUUGACCUCUAAUCUUGCGGAUAAGUCCGACAUUCCUUCUGCGCUUUCAAAUGCUCCAUCUCAGGAGUCGAGCUUGUCUAAAGCCGUACGUGCCGCUCUUGGUGACAUACCUCCUCCAGUUAUCGCGAGCUCAGGCACUUUCCACCACCUUGCAUUCACUGGGGGCCUUGCGCCUUCGAAUUCCCUAUCUGACAUGAAUUUACCUGAGCCGGGUUCUCUCACUGGAAGCGAAGAAAUGGAUGUCUUCGAAGAGCUCAAUCAAAGUGGUGCCCUCUAUGUAAACGCAAGCAUCGAUAGUCUCUUCGGCUUUCCUUCCCCCUAUGCAGAGUUGGAUUCUCUUCGACCUCAGACCGACACCUCGUUGCCAGUUGAGGACCUCGAGGGUUAUCCUCUGUUGUCUUGUACGCGUACUUCGUCAGCUACCACAGCCGACUCGGAACUUCUGCCUACACCUACGGAAGAUACUGCGCUCAUGGGAGAGUGGUUGGACCUUGAUGAAAAUGGAAAGAAUGAACGUAGGGCUUCGACGAAUAUGCUCAAGGCACAGGAAAUGGACCCAGUGCUGGUGAAUGAAGACAUGAUGCUGGUGGACGUUGAAUAAGCGUUACAGCUUCCUCUCGGUGUGUGCGGUUUUAAUAUCAUUUAUACAUAUAUCUACCUAUACCACAUGUGCUCUCCAUAUAUUCUGUAUGUAGCCUUCUAUGCUUACACUUUGGGCGAAGUAGUCUAGAAACUGAGUUGUGAAAGUGCUAGCUAUUAUAGUUCACG
Somion occarium is the source of this 2816-nucleotide messenger RNA. The record is from the annotation of a GenBank genome assembly. Lineage: Eukaryota; Fungi; Basidiomycota; Agaricomycetes; Polyporales; Cerrenaceae.